AUGUUCCUCUUCAACUGGAGUAUUGAUUCGUUCUGGAGCGUGGUUUGGCAGUUCUGGCUCCACUGCGCGCCAGUCCUUCUGCAUUGGGCAGAUGGCAUGCUUAAUUUCAAGGAGCUGCAGGCUGCCUACUCUCCACCGAUGACAGGUGGCACAACGUCGAUUUGGGAUGCUGGAGGGCUGGUCCCAGCGAUGCGCUUUGCCUCGUCGCGCAGCUUGCUGCGUGCCUGGUCUGCAGCUGCAGGCUACUUCAUGCUCGAAUGUGCUUGGAGUGCUACUACGCAGGUGUCGCGACGCGAAUUCGGAGUGCACAAGCUCUUGGAGGUGUCCAGCAUGGAGGAGGUGCUUCGAUUGGCGGCUUCCCUCGUUGCAUAUUCAGUUUUCACCCAUCGGCUGUUUACGGUUCCAGAAGCACCAGCCAUGAGCAAGCAGCAAAAGGACACAUGA
This is a messenger RNA of Symbiodinium necroappetens, 444 nucleotides long. The record is from the annotation of a GenBank genome assembly. NCBI's taxonomy places the organism in Eukaryota, Dinophyceae, Suessiales, Symbiodiniaceae.